This is a messenger RNA of Nanorana parkeri, 1307 nucleotides long. It is a transcript of the gene JPH3, whose product is annotated as junctophilin 3. Gene Ontology annotation, biological process: regulation of synaptic plasticity. The transcript has 2 exons. Lineage: Eukaryota; Metazoa; Chordata; Amphibia; Anura; Dicroglossidae. Bases 115 to 1278 code for a protein of 387 amino acids. Gene Ontology annotation, cellular component: junctional membrane complex; plasma membrane; endoplasmic reticulum membrane. The record is from RefSeq and is a predicted model, not a curated record.
UCCUCCGCUCACCCCCCCUCCCCCCCGGUCUGCUGGGGCGCCCGCCGGGGAUCUGAGCAUGCAGCAUCGGAGGGGCCCCUGAUCUCGGUGCAGUGGCCCCGGCCAGUUACAUGCAUGUCCAGUGGGGGCAGAUUUAAUUUCGAUGACGGGGGGUCGUACUGCGGAGGCUGGCAGGAUGGCAAGGCUCACGGGCACGGCAUCUGUACGGGUCCCAAGGGGCAGGGCGAGUACAGCGGCUCCUGGUCACACGGCUUCGAGGUGCUCGGGGUCUACACCUGGCCCAGCGGGAACACCUACCAGGGCACCUGGGCGCAGGGCAAACGCCAUGGCAUCGGCCUGGAGAGCAAGGGCAAGUGGCUGUACCGGGGAGAAUGGACCAACGGCUUCAAGGGGCGCUACGGGGUGCGGGAGUGUACGGGCACCGGGGCCAAGUACGAGGGCACCUGGACCAACGGGCUGCAGGAUGGAUACGGCACCGAGACCUAUUCCGAUGGAGGUACCUACCAAGGUCAGUGGGCCGCGGGCAUACGGCAAGGGUUCGGAGUGCGCCAGAGCGUUCCCUAUGGGAUGGCCGCAGUCAUCAGAUCGCCUCUUAGGACCUCUAUAAACUCGCUCCGCAGCGAGCACACCAAUGGCACGGCCAUGCACCCGGACGCCUCGUGCGGGGUGGCCGGCAGCCCCGCCGUGUCCAGGGGAGGGUUUGUGUUGAUGGCGCACAGCGACGCGGAGAUGCUGAAGAACAAGAAGAAGGGCAUCUUCCGGAGGUCCAUCCUCAGCGGCCUGAAGCUGCGCAAGUCGGAGUCGAAGAGCUCGCUGGCCAGCCAGCGGAGCAAGCAGAGCUCGUUCCGCAGCGAGGCCGGCAUGAGCACCGUCAGCUCCACCGCCAGCGACAUCAACUCCACCAUCAGCCUGGGCGAGGGCGAGACGGAGCUGUCCGUCAUCGAGGACGACAUCGACGCCACCACCACCGAGGCCUACCUGGGCGAGUGGAAGCACGACAAGCGCUCCGGCUUCGGGGUGAGCCAGCGCUCGGACGGGUUGAAGUACGAGGGGGAGUGGGCCAACAACAAGCGGCACGGCUACGGCUGCAUGACCUUCCCGGACGGCACCAAGGAGGAGGGGAAGUACAAGCAGAACGUCCUGGUGAGCGGCAAGAGGAAGAACCUGAUCCCGCUCCGGGCCAGCAAGAUCCGGGAGAAGGUGGACCGGGCCGUGGAGCAGGCCGAGAGGGCGGGCAGCAUUGCCAAGCAGAAGGCCGAGAUUGCGGCGUCAAGGUGAGGAGGCGGGGCUCUUACUAAUGUGCAUGA